UUACAGUUUUCUGAUCGAAUUUAUUUCUGGUAACCCGUUCAGUUGUUAGUUAUCAUUGUGGAUUUGUUUGAGAUCGUUGCUGUGUUUGCCGUGUUGCCCUGUGUAUUCGGUGCAUUAUGUUUUGAUAUGAAGGUCAACGCAAUAUGUCAUUUUUUGGAUGAUGAAAAUUCGCUCAAUAUUCAAAAUGUCUAAUACUUUGAAGUUUAUUAUUUGGUGUUAUCUAGUUCAUUCUAAUUAUGCGGCUCGACGUCCAGUUUCGCCAUGUCCUAAUGUUUUUCAGUUCGAAGGAGAACCAGAAAACGAUAGAUGGUCUGGUGUGAUUAACUUUUCAUCAAAUAUUGAACUAGCCGGUCUGACAUAUAAAAUUCAAUUGGACAGACCAUCUCAAUUAUUAGUGUCAUGGGAUGGAGAAGUACGAUCGGAUGACAAUACUUUGUACCAUGUAAAUAACCAGUAUCGAGUUCAGAGGCCUGGAGAAAUGGGAAGAGCACAAAUCAUGGUGAAAUUUGAUCCAGCUUUUGGUGUUCCGAAUAUCGCUAAAAUUGUGAUCAAUGGAAAUACCGUUUGUUCUAUUAAUGGAGACGGAAGGCCUAACGGACAAAACAAUGGAAAUCGUGUACCAGGAGUUGUUCUAUCAGCUGAUUCGACUACAACCGAGAGAUUCGACCCAAGUUUCAACGAAAAUGAAGACAAUAGACCAGAUUAUACUUAUGGUUCGCAGAGUGGCAACCCCAAUUAUGGACCUAAUUAUAAUCAAGGGAAUGCUAAUUCCAAUAUACCAAAUCGAGUACCUACUAAUGUCAAUAACUACGGAAAUCAGAAUAUACCUUCGAAUAAUUAUGGAAAUUCAAACGGCCCCUAUGGCGGAACUAGCAAUACAAAUGCUGGUUCUUUGGGUAAUCCGAAUUACGGUAACUCGAAUCAAGGAAACCAUAACGGUCCUUCUGAUGUCAUUUAUCCGUCGAAUAAUUAUGGAAAUUCAAACGGCCCCUAUGGCGGAACUAGCAAUACAAAUGCUGGUUCUUUGGGUAAUCCGAAUUAUGGUAACUCGAAUCAAGGAAACCAUAACGGUCCUUCUGAUGUUAUUUAUCCGUACAAUCCUCAAAUUCAAUCAGGAUCCGGUUCCUCUUACAAUCCUACAAUUCAGUCAGGCUCGGGUUCCAUUUAUGGAAACAAUCGGCCACAAUCUUCUGAUAAUAACUACAAUAAUCCCAAUCAAGGAGGAGGAGGAAAUUGGCCGAACAAUGGUGGCGGAGUAAAUGGUGGAUUUUCUAAUAACAAUGCUAAUUCGAGCAAUACAGCCGUUUACAGUGCUAAUAACCAGCAACAAAUUCUUCAACUUGUAAACAACUUAUUAAAUCAGCAACAAAAUCAAAAUGCCAGUUCACCAGCUUUCGUAGUUGCCAUUUUACCUGUGCCUGGCUCGCCUGAGCCUGUAAUCACACGUAAUGACUCACUGAUAACCACCGAAAAUACUCAAAAAUUCAAGACAACUGCCAACUCAAAUUUUACAACGCCAACAACACCUACAACGUCUUCUACUACGAGCAGUGUAAUUAACAGAAUUCGAACAAGCACUUCUACUUCGAAUGCAAAACCAACGAAUAAUAAUGGCAAUGGCAAUAGUAGGAGCUAAGACUGAUUUUUAGAAUAAAAUUGAUCUAGAUAAAUGUAAUUAGAUACCUGUUAUUUUUCAUAAGCCAUAAUUUAUUUUAAUUACUGAUUACCUACAUAUAAGUAUUUCAUUUACCUAUUUGUAUCAAUUUUAUACUAUGUUAUACUCACAUGUACUAUGUCUGUAGUGAUACUAUUAUUUAUACGUUGCCAUUUGCGUUUUUUUUCAUUUUGUUAGUUUAAAUUUGACAUUUCUCAAAAUGAGUAUGCCUAACAUGUUUUGCAUUUUUUUAUCUUUAAAAUAAUAUAAAAUAUUUUCUUUA
Messenger RNA from Planococcus citri (citrus mealybug), 1937 nucleotides. RefSeq lists its product as uncharacterized. Lineage: Eukaryota; Metazoa; Arthropoda; Insecta; Hemiptera; Pseudococcidae. The record is from RefSeq and is a predicted model, not a curated record. Bases 158 to 1636 code for a protein of 492 amino acids. The transcript is spliced from 5 exons.